Messenger RNA from Myotis davidii, 1539 nucleotides. It is a transcript of the gene SLC18A3, whose product is annotated as solute carrier family 18 (vesicular acetylcholine transporter), member 3. The transcript has a single exon. Gene Ontology annotation, biological process: transmembrane transport; chemical synaptic transmission. Gene Ontology annotation, molecular function: acetylcholine transmembrane transporter activity. Bases 79 to 1539 code for a protein of 486 amino acids. The record is from RefSeq and is a predicted model, not a curated record. NCBI's taxonomy places the organism in Eukaryota, Metazoa, Chordata, Mammalia, Chiroptera, Vespertilionidae. Gene Ontology annotation, cellular component: AP-2 adaptor complex; terminal bouton; AP-1 adaptor complex.
GGCUCGGCGCUCCGGGAGCCCCGCAGGCAGCGCCGCCUCUUGCUGGUCAUCGUGUGCGUGGCGCUCUUCCUGGACAACAUGCUGUACAUGGUCAUCGUGCCCAUCGUGCCCGACUACAUCGCCCACAUGCGCGGGGGCAGCGAGAACCCCACCCCGACCCCGGAGGUGUGGGUGCCCACCCUGCCGCCGCCCACUCCAGCCAAUGCCAGUGCCAGCUCCACGGCCAACAGCUCAGGGUCCCCGACGGCUGCGCAGCCCGCCGGGUCUGCCCUGCGGCCCCGCUACCCCACGGAGAGCGAGGACGUGAAGAUCGGGGUGCUGUUCGCCUCCAAGGCCAUCCUGCAGCUUCUGGUGAACCCGCUAAGCGGGCCCUUCAUCGACCGCAUGAGCUACGACGUGCCGCUGCUCAUCGGCCUGGGCGUCAUGUUCGCCUCCACCGUCCUGUUCGCCUUCGCCGAGGACUACGCCACGCUUUUCACGGCGCGCAGCCUGCAGGGCCUGGGCUCCGCCUUCGCCGACACGUCCGGCAUCGCCAUGAUCGCGGACAAGUACCCCGAGGAGCCGGAGCGCAGCCGCGCGCUGGGCGUGGCGCUGGCCUUCAUCAGCUUCGGCAGCCUCGUGGCGCCGCCCUUCGGGGGCAUCCUCUACGAGUUCGCGGGCAAGCGCGUGCCCUUCCUGGUGCUCGCCGCCGUGUCGCUGUUCGACGCGAUCCUGCUGCUGGUGGUGGCCAAGCCCUUCUCGGCCGCGGCGCGGGCGCGGGCCAACCUGCCGGUGGGGACGCCCAUCCACCGCCUCAUGCUGGACCCGUAUAUCGCCGUGGUGGCCGGCGCGCUCACCACUUGCAACAUCCCCCUCGCUUUCCUGGAACCCACCAUCGCCACGUGGAUGAAGCACACGAUGGCGGCGUCGGAGUGGGAGAUGGGCAUGGUCUGGCUGCCGGCCUUCGUGCCUCACGUGCUGGGCGUCUACCUCACGGUGCGCCUGGCGGCGCGCUACCCACACCUGCAGUGGCUCUACGGCGCGCUGGGGCUGGCGGUGAUCGGUGCCAGCUCGUGCGUGGUGCCCGUCUGCCGCUCCUUCGCGCCGCUGGUGGUCUCGCUCUGCGGCCUCUGCUUCGGCAUCGCGCUGGUCGACACGGCCCUGCUGCCCACGCUCGCCUUUCUCGUGGACGUGCGCCACGUUUCCGUCUACGGAAGCGUCUAUGCCAUCGCCGACAUCUCCUAUUCCGUGGCCUACGCGCUCGGGCCCAUCGUGGCGGGCCACAUCGUGCAUUCGCUCGGCUUCGGGCCGCUCAGCCUUGGCAUGGGCCUGGCCAACCUGCUCUACGCGCCUGUCCUGCUCCUGCUGCGCAAGGUGGGCCUCCUGACGCGCUCCCGCUCCGAGCGCGAGGUGCUGCUCGACGAGCCGCCGCAGGGUCUGUACGAUGCGGUGCGCCUGCGGGAGUGCCCCGUGUCAGACCCGCACAGCGCGCCUCGCAGCCCGUCCGGCCCGUUUGCCGAGAGCGAGAGCGACUACACCGACUACUGCCCCCGCAGCUAG